Messenger RNA from Aspergillus nidulans FGSC A4, 318 nucleotides. RefSeq lists its product as uncharacterized. Bases 1 to 318 code for a protein of 105 amino acids. The record is from RefSeq and is a predicted model, not a curated record. The transcript is spliced from 2 exons. Lineage: Eukaryota; Fungi; Ascomycota; Eurotiomycetes; Eurotiales; Aspergillaceae.
AUGUCUGACAACGAUCACUCAACAAUCAUAACCCUAAACCUAACCGGCACAGUCCUCAGUUCGGACUCUGGAGACAGUCAAGACACGGUACGAAUCACGCUCGACUCCAUUGCCCUCAAUGGCAUAACCGAGAUAGUGAAACGCAAUCUUAAAGAAACCAAUCGAAUCUCGAGAGACACCUCCGUCUUUCUUAAAGACGAAGAUAUCGUCAUAAAAGUAUCUCCAAUACCCGAGACCAAACCUAGCCAUAGAGUGCCGAAAAGUUUGAGAGCUGGUGACCGUGUCAGGCGGCUUAGUACUCUGCAGGUUUGUCCAUAG